Molecule: messenger RNA, 2967 nt
Organism: Calypte anna (Anna's hummingbird)
Lineage: Eukaryota; Metazoa; Chordata; Aves; Apodiformes; Trochilidae
Gene: MMP24
Product: matrix metallopeptidase 24
Exons: 9
Coding region: 12-1802 (596 amino acids)
Biological process (GO): extracellular matrix organization; collagen catabolic process; proteolysis
Cellular component (GO): extracellular matrix
Molecular function (GO): metalloendopeptidase activity; zinc ion binding
Source: RefSeq, a predicted model, not a curated record
GCCGCGCUGCCAUGGCUCCGAGGCGGCGCCGGGGCCUGGCCGCGGCGGGCUCCCUCCUGCCGCUGCUCUGCGCCCUGCUCCGCGCCGCCGCCGACACCAGCACCGGGCGGGGCUGGUUAAAAACUUAUGGCUACUUACUUCCAUCUGAGAGCCAAAUGUCAGCCGUGCAGUCAGGAAAAGCCGUGCAGUCUGCGGUUGCCUCUAUGCAGCAGUUUUAUGGGAUCCCAGUUACAGGAGUUUUGGACCAGACAACUAUUGAGUGGAUGAAGAAGCCUCGGUGUGGAGUUCCAGAUCAUCCCCACCUCCGCCGCAGCCGGAGGAAAAAGCGGUAUGCACUGACAGGCCAGAAGUGGAGGCAGAAGCAUAUAACCUACAGUGUACACAACUAUACCCCCAAGGUUGGAGAGAUUGAUACGAGGAGAGCCAUUCGUCAGGCAUUUGAUGUUUGGCAGAGAGUGACACCACUUACCUUUGAAGAGGUCCCUUACCAUGAAAUUAAAAAUGACAGAAAGGAGGCCGAUAUUAUGAUAUUUUUUGCUUCUGGUUUCCAUGGAGACAGCUCUCCCUUUGAUGGAGAAGGUGGAUUCCUAGCUCACGCUUACUUUCCUGGACCAGGAAUAGGAGGAGACACUCACUUCGAUUCAGAUGAGCCAUGGACCCUGGGAAACUCUAAUCAUGAUGGGAAUGAUCUCUUCCUGGUUGCAGUCCAUGAGCUGGGACAUGCUCUGGGCCUGGAGCACUCCAAUGACCCCAGUGCUAUCAUGGCUCCUUUCUACCAGUACAUGGAAACACAUAACUUCAAACUGCCCCAGGAUGACCUCCAGGGAAUCCAGAAAAUUUAUGGUCCUCCUGUUGAGCCCCUGGAGCCAACCAGGCCUUUACCAACUCUUCCUGUUCGCAGAAUUCACUCCACUUCGGAGCGGAAACACGAGAGGCAGCCCAGGCCCCCAGGUCCUCCUCUGGGUGACAGACCAUCCCCUCCUGGCAUGAAACCCAACAUCUGUGAUGGCAACUUUAACACCGUGGCUCUCUUUAGAGGAGAAAUGUUUGUUUUCAAGGAUCGUUGGUUCUGGAGGCUGCGGAACAGCCGGGUGCAGGAGGGGUACCCCAUGCAGAUUGAGCAGUUCUGGAAGGGCCUCCCCGCAAAGAUCGACGCCGCCUACGAGCGCUCCGAUGGGAAAUUCGUUUUCUUCAAAGGAGAUAAAUACUGGGUUUUUAAGGAGGUGACAGCAGAGCCAGGGUACCCACACAGCCUGGUGGAGCUGGGGAGCUGCCUGCCCCGGGAGGGCAUCGACACGGCGCUGCGCUGGGAGCCUGUGGGCAAAACUUACUUCUUCAAAGGUGACAGGUACUGGAGGUACAACGAGGACAAGAGAGCCACAGACCCAGGCUACCCCAAGCCCAUCACCGUGUGGAGAGGGAUCCCUCAGGCUCCCCAGGGAGCGUUCAUCAGCAAGGAGGGCUUUUACACCUACUUCUACAAGGGGAAGGAGUACUGGAAGUUUGAUAACCAGAGGCUGAGCGUGGAGCCAGGCUACCCCAGGUCAAUCCUCAAGGACUGGAUGGGCUGUAACCAGAAGGAUGUUGAACGAAGCAAAGACCGACGCCUGCCCCACGACGACGUGGACAUCAUGGUGACAAUCAAUGAUGUGCCCAGCACUGUGAAUGCCAUCGCUGUGGUCAUCCCCUGCAUUCUGUCCCUCUGUAUCCUCGUCUUGGUAUACACCAUCUUCCAGUUUAAAAACAAAGAGGUGCAGCAAAAUGUUGUGUAUUACAAAAGACCUGUGCAGGAGUGGGUAUGACAGAGCCCGCUGCACCGUGCCACUCAUUGGUCUGAUGAGGACAAUGGACAGGAAAAAAAGAAAAGGAAAAAAAAAAAAAGAAGGAAAAAAAUAAAAAGGAAAAUAGAAAAUAACAUUCAGAAGCCUAGCAAACGAAACUACUUCAGCAACCUACUCGUUUUGGACAGCCUGGGACUGAAAGAAGCAGGAAAACUGGAAAAAAAUACAGGCAGCCUUGCAGUGUGGAGCCUCUUCCCUUGGUACUGCCCGAGUGGCAGUGCCAGUCCUGGAGUGCCACAGGCUCACAGCCAACAGCAGAGUUCUCAAAACAGGUGUCAACUGACCUGGGAAACCUCCUUCAGUUCCCUGCACCAGUGCUCCCUGUUAAACCCAGCAUUCUCCAGUGUAGCUAAAAAUCACCUCUGAACAGAACCAUUUUUUUAAUAGCUGUCUCAUAAAUGAAUUAAGAUCAUGAAACCUAUGAACAGGAACAAUUCAGUGUCUUAAGCAGAAGACAUUCUGAUGCUGAACCAUUCUAAAAGAUCUUCUUAGUUUAUUACAAAAUCCAGGGAAUGACCUGGAUACAAUUUUCCAAUACCUGCUGGUCAGAUGUUUUGUACAUUCAUAACAAACCCACGCUGCCACUCAGCACAGUGCAUGAGGAACCCCAGCACCCUCCAAGAGGUCGAGCAGUGCAGAGCAGGAGCUCGAGAAGCACCAAACCAGACACCAGAAUUUACCUGGCAACAUCAAGCCCUAGACUGGGACAAUCUGAAGACAAAAUAAUUGGGUCUAAAAAAACCAAAAACAAAAAAAAAAAAAAAUCAACCCAAUCAACCAAUCAUGAAAAUACACAUUUUUGUUUUGGGAGCCAUUCAUGAAAGAAAUAUUUAAAUGUCACAUGAUGGUGUUUUAAGCUCCCAUCAGUGAGAAACAAUGAACCAAUGGUUACUGAGAUCCUGAAAAACAUGUACAGAUGUAGACUGCACUCUGCCCCUGAUAAGAUGCUGGGAAAAGAUGAAUUGUUGUUACGUGGCAUGUGUAACUAGGUUGUGGAAUUUGUAUGUUGGGUUUUGGGAGAAUGGAAAUGUUUGUUUGGAGUGCGAUCAUGGUUAUAUUUUGCUGAAAUAAUCAAGGUACAAUAAGAAUUAGGCCUGUUUGUAAAACUAAAUCCAGUCCCUGUAGA